Messenger RNA from Naumovozyma dairenensis CBS 421, 1413 nucleotides. It is a transcript of the gene ERG4, whose product is annotated as delta(24(24(1)))-sterol reductase. Lineage: Eukaryota; Fungi; Ascomycota; Saccharomycetes; Saccharomycetales; Saccharomycetaceae. Gene Ontology annotation, biological process: ergosterol biosynthetic process. The record is from RefSeq and is a predicted model, not a curated record. The coding region runs from base 1 to 1413 and encodes 470 amino acids. Gene Ontology annotation, cellular component: endoplasmic reticulum membrane. Gene Ontology annotation, molecular function: Delta24(24-1) sterol reductase activity. The transcript has a single exon.
AUGGCAGGUGCGAAAGGAAAUGCAGGCUCAUCAGCUCCAAAUAAAAAGCCACAAAAGAACUUUUUACCACAAGGGAAAUAUUUGAAACCUGAUGAAAUUGAAUAUGAAUUUGGUGGCACAUUAGGUGUCGUCGGAAUGUUGAUUGGGUUUCCCUUAUUGAUGUAUUAUAUGUGGAUUUCAGCUCAAUUCUAUAAUGGUUCAAUUGCAUUACCUGCAGAAAAUCAGUCAUGGUCUGAGUUCAUUGUCCAUUUAUAUAAUCUCUUCCUUGAAAAUGGUGUCCCAACUCGUUAUGCUUGGACAAUAUUUUCAACUUUCUGGGCUGCCCAAAUUGCUUUCUAUUACACUUUACCAGGUAUUUGGACUAAAGGUCAACCAUUGACUCAUUUGAACAACAAACAAUUACCUUAUUUUUGUAAUGCAAUGUGGACUCUUUACACUUCCACUGCUUUAAUUCUAGGACUUCAUUUUACGGGAAUUUUCAAGCUGUAUACAAUAAUUGAUAUUUUUGGUCAAAUCAUGACAUGUGCAAUCAUUUCAGGGUUCGCCUUUUCGAUUGGUUUAUACUUAUGGACUCUGUUUAUCUCCCAUGAUUACCAUCGUAUGACUGGUAACCAUCUUUAUGAUUUUUUCAUGGGUGCUCCAUUGAAUCCACGUUGGGGUAUCCUAGAUUUGAAAAUGUUUUUCGAAGUUAGAUUACCAUGGUUCACAUUAUAUUUCAUCACACUAGGUGCAUGUUUGAAACAAUAUGAAAUGUACGGUUACGUUACUCCACAAUUAGGUGUCAUCAUGUUAGCACAUUGGCUUUACGCUAAUGCAUGUGCUAAAGGGGAAGAAUUAAUUGUUCCAACUUGGGAUAUGGCUUAUGAAAAAUUCGGUUUCAUGUUGAUCUUCUGGAACAUUGCAGGUGUUCCAUACACUUACUGUCAUUGCACUUUAUACUUAAUUUACCAUGACCCAUCUGAAUAUCAAUGGUCAACUACUUACAAUAUUUCACUUUACGUAAUGUUAUUGGUUGCUUAUUAUUUCUUUGAUACAGCAAACGCUCAAAAAAAUGCCUUUAGAAAGCAAAUGUCAGGUGAUAAGACAGUUAGAAAGACUUUCCCGUUUUUACCUUACCAAAUCUUGAAAAAUCCAAAAUACAUGAAAACAUCAAACGGUUCUCUCUUAUUAAUUGAUGGUUGGUACACUUGGGUAAGAAAGAUUCACUACACUGCUGAUUGGACUCAAUCAUUAAUUUGGGCACUAGCUUGUGGCUUUAAUUCAAUUUUCCCAUGGUUUUUUCCAAUUUUUUUCAUUGUGGUCCUAUUACAUAGGGCUAACAGAGAUCAAAUUAAAUGUCAAAGGAAGUAUGGUGACGAUUGGAAGAAGUAUUGUAAGCAUUGUCCAUACAUUUUCAUUCCUUACGUCUUUUAA